Ectocarpus sp. CCAP 1310/34 is the source of this 680-nucleotide messenger RNA. The record is from the annotation of a GenBank genome assembly. Lineage: Eukaryota; Phaeophyceae; Ectocarpales; Ectocarpaceae.
AUGUCCAAGGGACAGGUGAAACCCGUCCAGAAGAGCACGAGCACACGCGCAGUUAAGAAGUUAUUUCGCAUGUACCUCGACUUGGGGGGAAAGAUGAAAACCAGGAGCUUUGGUGGCAACUGGUACACACUGAUCAUCAGAGACGAUUUCUCUCAUUGGACGCGUGUUUUCUUCUUGAAGCACAAGUCUGACCCAGCGGUUGGGUUUGCGAAGUUCCUGGCGGACUACCGAACGAAAGGGGUUCCGUGUGAGGUUGUAUCGCACGUACCGACGGUGGCGGCGAGUUCCAGGGGCAGUUUGCGGAAGUUUGCCGCAGACACGGCAUCAAACAAGAGUUCACCCCCCCUCACACGCCAAAACACAACGGUGUAGCGGAGAGAGCGUUAGGGUUGAUCACUGAUGCCGCGCUUGCGUCACGCAUCCAAGCGACGCAACUGUUCCCCGACGCACCGAACCACCCCGGGUUGUGGGCCGAGGCCAUUUCGUGUGCAUGCCAUCAGCUGAACUGCGCCGCCACUAAAUCAAACGAGGGAGACAAGUCCGCCUACGAGAUGUUCCACGACUCCCCACCGCUUGUCCGGUCUACAUACCCGUUUCUCAAACCAGCCAUGUUCAAGUCGAGAAGAAAAGCAAAGUCGCAACCCAAGGGCGAAAAAUGAUGGUACCUUGGUCUUGCCCAC